Entelurus aequoreus (snake pipefish) is the source of this 1010-nucleotide messenger RNA. RefSeq names its product myelin basic protein-like. The record is from RefSeq and is a predicted model, not a curated record. Lineage: Eukaryota; Metazoa; Chordata; Actinopteri; Syngnathiformes; Syngnathidae. The coding region runs from base 564 to 1010 and encodes 148 amino acids. The transcript is spliced from 4 exons. Gene Ontology annotation, molecular function: structural constituent of myelin sheath.
GAGAGUACAGGAAGUGAAGCAGAAAACAUGAGUUUCACUUCAUUUAUUUUCUGACUGUCAAUGUUGUUUUGCGAGUAAUGGACAAACCACAUUCUUAAUAAUUACAGUAAUUUUAAGGAAGUAUUUUUGAGGAAUGAAAAAAAACUUGUAGGUAUAAAACAAUUUAAAGUGUGCUGCAAAAGUAAUUUUACGCUUGCUUAAGUGAUUAUUUAAUUCCCUCCCCGCGACUUACAAGGACCUAUUCAAAAAAAGAAAAGAAAAAAAAGAACAUGCACUAACGUGUUUUGAGCCUUCAUUUUUUUUCUCCUCGCUGCAUUCCGCCCCACCCCUCGCAAACAUCAUCACUACACCAGCGUACCUAAAAUCAGGAAGCGCCGACCCACGCCGUUGUUUUCCCUUUCCUCAUUUUGUUUCCCUACACAUUUUAUUUUUUUAAACAGCAGCGUCGAGACAAAAGGGAGAAAGGUGGACGUAUUUCAUGCUGACGACCACCGACUAUAACUGACAGCGAGACUCCGCUGUGGAUGCAGUGGAUGGUCUAGCAGAAGGCCUCCGUGAGCAGCAUGGGCCAGCCUCUAGCAAAGAGAGAGUCACCGAUGGAACACAAGGCUUUAUCACCUGAAACCGAAGAGGAGACGGGUCUAGCAGCAGCAGCAGCAGCAGCAGCAGCAGCAGCAGCAGAACCUGAAACACAAGACGAAGUCUUUGCAGGAACGGGUGAGACAGAUACGAACCAGAACAAUGGCUGCAUCUCGGAGAAGCCAGCGGUGACUGACUCCACGGGCGCUGAGGGCCCCGCCUCGCCAUGGACCCCCGCCAGCACAGCUGACCCUGACGCCGCCACGCCACGCCCCCACCUGGUCCGCCUCUUCUCCCGAGAUGCCCCGGGCCGGGAGGACAACACCUUCAAAGACCGACCCUCUGAAUCGGACGAGCUGCAGACUAUCCAGGAGCACAGCGGAGCGGCUUCAGAGUGCGGGUCGGAGAGUGCCGAACAGGACCUAGACUAG